GCGGGCUCCGGCUGAAGUCCAGGAAACUGUGCUUGGACAUAAGAACGGUUUCCCUGGGGGGCUGGGGGCGGGCGCAGGCUGCCCAGAGGGCCUGUGGAUCCCCAUCCUCGGGGCGCUCACCCCCCGGCCGGGCAUGGCCCUGCAGCCUGGGGUCGCAGGGGAGGGCUGGGGGCUCCAGGGCUGCCCCACCUCGGCCCCUCUGCCCGGCCUGGCUCUGUCCCGCCCUGCCCCGCUGCCUGCGGCCGCUCAGGUGGGGAGCGGGUCACGCGGCAAUGGGUGCGGGAAGGCUUUGGUCCUCAGCCCCAAAAAAGUGCUGGCUGGUUCCUGCGGUGUCUCUUCGGCAAACUGGUGCCUCAGCUGCCAGCACCUCGUGUGUCGGAGCUUCUGGGGCCGCAGCUUGGGCCGGCUCUGCCCCUCCACUGCCUCUGUCCGCUGGGUCAGUCCUGCGGCCGCCCGGGACGAAGCCAAGCGUCUCGGCAUGUGUUACACUCUGAAUUUCCUUUACAACCGUCUCUUACGUUUAAAAUGCAAGCAGGGGAAAAGCACGUGUAGGUCUCAGGGCUCACAAAUGGGAUAAAGCUUUUGCUUUGGACGAUUUUCUGAGUUUGAAAUGAGUAGCUGUUUUUCUUCCCUUCCAGUGAGAGGAUCUGAAGGGCUUUAUAUGGUGAACGGGCCGCCGAGUUUCACAGAGAGCGCAGCCUUUCGAAGGGACUCUGGAAAGAACUGCAAGGCUGUUGCUUUCAGCAAGGAUGGUUCCCUCUUUGCCUGGUGCAAUGGAGAAAAAGUAAAUAUUGUUAAUGUCACCAGUGCUGAGUUACUGCGUUCCUUUGAUCUUCCGAAGGCAGUUUGCCUUGAAUUCUCGCCAAAGAAUAAUGUUCUGGCAACGUGGCAGGCCUAUACAACUGCUAAAGAUGGCGCAGCGGGGGUGCCCAACCUACAGCUUCAUGAGGUGAAAACUGGAAAAUGCUUAAAAUCUUUCAUCCAGAAAAAGAUGCAGAACUGGUGUCCUUGCUGGGCAGAUGAUGAGAGCAUUUGUGCCAGAAAUAUGAACAAUGAAGUGCACUUCUUUGAGAACAACAACUUCAAUACUAUUGCAAAUAAACUGCAUUUGCAAAAGGUUAAUGAUUUUGUGUUAUCUCCAGGAGCACAGCCAACCAAGGUGGCCGUGUACGUCCCGGGCAGCAAAGGAGCGCCGUCGUUCGUCAGGCUCUACCAGUACCCCAACUUCGGCGGCCCCCAGUCUGCACUAGCCAAUAAAAGCUUCUUUAAAGCUGACAAGGUGACAAUGCUAUGGAACAAAAAAGCCACUGCUGUCCUAGUAAUAGCUAGUACAGAAGUCGAUAAAACGGGGGCUUCGUACUAUGGAGAGCAGACACUGCACUACAUCGCAACGAACGGGGAGAGCGCGGUCGUGCAGUUACCAAAAAAUGGCCCUAUUUAUGAUGUCGUUUGGAACCCCAAUUCUGUCGAGUUCUGUGCUGUGUAUGGUUUCAUGCCUGCCAAAGCAACAGUUUUUAACCUGAAAUGUGACCCCGUGUUUGAUUUUGGAACCGGUCCUCGCAAUGCUGCCUACUACAGCCCCCAUGGACACAUCCUAGUGCUGGCAGGAUUUGGAAAUCUCAGGGGACAGAUGGAAGUGUGGGACGUUAAAAACUACAAACUCAUUUCCAAACCAGUAGCCUCGGAUUCCACAUACUUUGCUUGGUGUCCUGACGGGGAGCACAUUGUAACCGCCACGUGCGCGCCCCGGCUCCGCGUCAGCAACGGCUACAAGAUCUGGCACUACACGGGCUCUCUGCUGCACAGCCACGAGGUGCCAUCGACCGAGGAGAUGUGGCAGGUUUCCUGGCAGCCCUGCUUGGAUGGAGUGUUCCCAGCGAAAGCAGUGAAGUACCAGGCGGUUCCGAGCGAGCUGCCCGGCGCUGAGCCGAAGCCUGCGCAGGCGUACAGACCUCCAGCCCUGAGAAACAAACCUGUGACGAGUUCCAAGCUUCAUGAGGACGAGCCACCUCAGAACAUGAAACCGCAGUCGGGAAGCAGUGAUAAGCCGCUCUCUAAAACGGCUCUCAAAAAUCAAAGGAAACACGAAGCAAAGAAAGCUGCUAAACAGGAGGCCAAAGCUGAUGGGAACCGGGAGUCCACGCAGUCCCCGGCAUCGCAGGGGGCGCCCCGGAGCGCUGUGCCUGCUGUUACAUCAGGGGACCCUGAAGUUGACAAGAAGAUAAAGAAUUUAAAAAAGAAACUAAAGGCAAUUGAACAGCUGAAAGAACAAGCAGCUGCUGGCAAACAGCUAGAGAAAAAUCAGUUGGAGAAGAUUCAGAAAGAAACUGCUCUCCUUCAGGAACUGGAAGACUUAGAACUGGGUCUUUAAAACUUCAUGGAAGCCCAGUGCAGUGUUUAACACAAUGUUCAUGCAAAAUAUAAUUUGUAUUAACUUGAACACAAUAAAAUGUUUCAGCAAAUGACUGAGGAUGCAAAAGUCCACAGAUCUGCUGCAUACUUGCCUUUUAAGAAGCUUUCCUAAAGAUUUGUGCACAUGUGAAACAGUAACCAAGUAAUGAAUAUCACAUCGGCCAGUUCUGCUGCUGCUCAAACCAGAAAUGUGGUGAUGUUCUCAAAGUAUAUUGCCUAAAAAAGCAGAAGUACCCUGUUGGUUUAUCUUUUCCUUGUUUGGGUGUGAGGAGGGAAGGUGAUGAGGCUUACCCAUUUGAUAGCUUUAUUAUAUUUAAAAAGAUGUGAUCUUUAUGCAGUAAUGGGAUGUAGAUAAAAAUAAAGAGCAUUUAAUAA
This is a messenger RNA of Athene cunicularia (burrowing owl), 2787 nucleotides long. It is a transcript of the gene EIF2A, whose product is annotated as eukaryotic translation initiation factor 2A. Gene Ontology annotation, cellular component: cytosolic small ribosomal subunit. Gene Ontology annotation, molecular function: mRNA binding; protein binding; tRNA binding. The transcript has 13 exons. The record is from RefSeq and is a predicted model, not a curated record. Lineage: Eukaryota; Metazoa; Chordata; Aves; Strigiformes; Strigidae. Gene Ontology annotation, biological process: translational initiation. The coding region runs from base 611 to 2371 and encodes 586 amino acids.